Messenger RNA from Striga hermonthica, 546 nucleotides. The record is from the annotation of a GenBank genome assembly. NCBI's taxonomy places the organism in Eukaryota, Viridiplantae, Streptophyta, Magnoliopsida, Lamiales, Orobanchaceae.
AUGACAGACUUCAUAUACAAGGAAAUAUCGAGACUUGAAGCCGAAUACAUUUCGAGGCAAAUCGAAAUAAAAGAACUUACAACCGAGCUUAUAGAGAGAGGUGACAUAAAGCAGUACUGGGAAAGAAAGAUGGAGGAGGAAAAAAAUCGUGGCUCGAAAGUUGAAAUUAGCUACAUUGAAGCUGUAAUUGCUUUUGAACAGGAAAAAAUGUUUCAAGAGAAUGCUUUAGCCGAAAUAAUGAGGCAGAAGGCAGCUUUGAUUUGUCAAGAAAAAUUGCUUUCGAGUUUAAAAGCCGAAAUUGCGGAUAUGUCAAAAAAACUUGAACUUGAGAAGGAGGAUUAUGUUGUUGAGCAGGUUGAAGUACAGAAUACGAGGCGUGAUUUACAGUUGAAAUUGGAAGUUUUGCUCGAUGAGAAAUCUAUACUGGAAGCCGAAAUAGAGGCACUAAAGAUAUUGAGGUCUUGGGUCGAGGAUGAGGCGAAGAAAAGCCAAGCUCGUGCGAAGCUUCUUGAAGAAGCUGGCCGAAGGUGGAAAUGGGACAGCUAA